Molecule: messenger RNA, 3502 nt
Organism: Alosa sapidissima (American shad)
Lineage: Eukaryota; Metazoa; Chordata; Actinopteri; Clupeiformes; Clupeidae
Gene: ankrd28a
Product: serine/threonine-protein phosphatase 6 regulatory ankyrin repeat subunit A
Exons: 29
Coding region: 235-3402 (1055 amino acids)
Cellular component (GO): cytoplasm
Molecular function (GO): protein binding
Source: RefSeq, a predicted model, not a curated record
CGCUUGCAGGAGGGCGUUUGUUUAUAGUUAUUAAUCGAACUGAUAUGUGUGUGUGUACAAGUAGACACAUGUCUUACAGAUACUUUCUUCUACAAGAAGGAAAGAGGAAACCCUAGCUGAGAGCAAAUUGAAAUAAUACCGAAAAUUAACCCACUGAUGUCCGGGGUACCCACACGCUUUCUUGGAGAGCAGAUCAGUUAAAGUCUGCAUGAAAGUCAACGACGCACAGGAAACAUGGUGGUUCUCAAAAUCCGGGACCAGCCUUCACUGCUGAAAGCUAUAUUUAAUGUGGAUCCUGAUGAGGUGCGCUCGCUCAUAUUCAAGAAGGAAGAUGUCAACGUGCAGGACAAUGAGAAGAGGACUCCUCUGCAUGCGGCUGCCUACCUGGGAGAUGCGGAGAUCAUCGAGUUGCUGAUUCUCUCAGGAGCAAGAGUAAAUGCCAAAGAUAACAAGUGGCUGACCCCUCUGCACCGAGCCGUGGCCUCCUGCAGUGAGGAGGCCGUGCAGGUGCUGCUGAAGCACUCUGCGGACGUCAACGCGCGGGACAAGAACUGGCAGACGCCGCUCCACAUCGCCGCCGCCAACAAGGCCGUGCGCUGCGCCGAGGCCCUCGUGCCGCUGCUCAGCAACGUCAACGUGUCGGACCGGGCUGGCCGCACCGCUCUACACCAUGCCGCCUUCAGCGGGCACGUGGAGAUGGUGAAGCUGUUACUGUCCAGAGGGGCGAACAUCAAUGCUUUCGAUAAGAAGGACAGAAGAGCCAUUCACUGGGCGGCCUAUAUGGGUCACAUGGAGGUGGUGAAGCUGCUGGUGUCGCACGGUGCAGAGGUGGCCUGCAAGGACAAGAAGGCCUACACGCCCCUCCACGCUGCCGCCUCCAGCGGCAUGAUCAGCGUCGUCAAGUACCUGCUGGACCUGGGCGUGGAUAUAAACGAGCCGAACGCGUACGGGAACACGCCGCUGCACGUGGCCUGCUACAACGGGCAGGACGUGGUGGUGAAUGAGCUCAUCGAGUCGGGCGCCAACGUAAACCAGGUGAACGAAAAGGGCUUCGCCCCUCUGCACUUCACUGCCGCCUCGCGCCACGGUGCCCUCUGCCUCGAGCUGCUCGUGGGCAACGGCGCCGACGUCAACAUCAAGAGCAAAGAUGGUAAAACCCCUCUCCACAUGGCUGCCAUCCAUGGCCGGUUCUCGCGAUCUCAGGCUGUCAUUCAAAGCGGGGCGGAAAUUGACUGUGAAGACAAGAACGGAAACUCUCCGCUGCACAUCGCUGCUCGCUACGGCCACGAGCUGCUCAUCAACACGCUCAUCACCAACGGCGCCGACACCGCCAAGCGGGGCAUUCACGGCAUGUUCCCCCUGCACCUGGCAGCGCUCAGCGGCUUCUCCGACUGCUGCAGGAAGCUCCUGUCAUCCAACUUUGACAUCGACACCCCUGACGACUUUGGGAGGACGUGUUUACACGCUGCGGCAGCAGGGGGGAACCUGGAGUGUUUAAAUCUCCUGCUCAACACCGGAGCAGACUUCAACAGGAAGGACCGAUUUGGGAGGACGCCCUUGCACUAUGCGGCGGCGAACUGUAAUUAUCAGUGCCUGUUUGCCCUGGUGGGGUCGGGGGCCAGUGUGAAUGACCUGGACGAGCGGGGCUGCACCCCACUGCACUACGCUGCCGCCUCCGACACCGAUGGGAAAUGUCUGGAGUACCUGCUGCGGAACGACGCUAACCCAGCGAUCCGGGACAAGCAGGGCUACAACGCAGUGCACUACGCCUCCGCCUACGGCCACCGCCUCUGCCUUGAGCUGAUUGCCAGUGAAACACCACUGGAUGUGCUGAUGGAGACAUCAGGGACGGACAUCCUGAACGACACAGAUGGCCGAGCUCCCAUCAGCCCACUGCACUUAGCGGCCUACCACGGGCACCACCAGGCCCUGGAGGUUCUGGUCCAGUCUCUGCUGGACCUGGAUGUGCGCACGUCUCUGGGUCACACGCCACUGGUGCUGGCUGCCCUCAAGGGCCACGUGGAGUGUGUGGACGUCCUCAUCAACCAGGGCGCCUCCAUCCUCGUCAAGGACUACACCCAGAAGAGGACCCCCAUCCACGCAGCAGCCAUGAAUGGCCACUCGGAGUGUCUACGUCUGCUCAUCGGCAGUGCUGAUCUGCAGACCGCUGUCGACAUUCAGGAUGGGAAUGGACAGACGCCACUGAUGCUGUCGGUGCUGAGCGGCCACACGGACUGCGUCUACUCGCUGCUCGGCAAAGGGGCCAACGUGGAGGCCCGGGACAAGUGGGGCAGGACCGCCCUCCACCGCGGGGCGGUGACGGGGCACGAGGCGUGCGUGGAGGCGUUGCUGCAGCACAGCGCCACUCUGCUGGUCAGGGACUGUAGGGGGCGCACUCCCCUGCACCUGGCGGCGUCCUGCGGCCACAUCGGCGUGCUCGGGGGCCUCCUGCAGGCAGCACAGUCGCUGGACGCCAUCCCUGUUGUCACGGACAACCGAGGCUACACGCCGCUGCACUGGGCCUGCUACAACGGCCAUGACACUUGUGUGGAGAUGCUACUGGAGCAGGAUGUGUUCCACAAAAUGGAGGGCAACUCCUUCAGUCCACUGCACUGUGCCGUUAUAAAUGAUAAUGAGGGGGCAGCGGAGAUGCUCAUCGACACACUCGGUCCAGCCAUCGUCAACGCCACCGACUCCAAAUCCAGAACCCCUCUGCACGCGGCGUCCUUCACGGACCACGUGGAGUGCUUGCAGCUGCUGCUGGGACACAACGCACAGGUGAACGCCAUCGACGCCAUGGGCAAGACGCCGCUCAUGAUGGCCGCCGAGAACGGGCAGACCAACGCCGUGGAGGUCCUGGUGAGCAGCGCCAAAGCAGACCUCACUCUACAGGAUGGCAACAAGAACACAGCCCUGCACCUGGCCUGCAGCAAGGGGCAUGAAACCAGUGCCUUGUUGAUUCUGGAGAAAAUCACUGACCGGAAUCUCAUCAACUCAACCAACGCAGCACUACAGACGCCACUGCAUGUGGCGGCCAGGAACGGGCUAACGGUGGUGGUGCAGGAGCUGUUAGGGAAAGGAGCCAGCGUGCUGGCAGUGGACGAGAACGGUUAUACCCCUGCGCUGGCCUGUGCGCCCAACAAAGACGUGGCCGACUGCCUGGCGCUGAUUCUGGCCACCAUGAUGCCCGUGUCGCCUGGCAGCGUGGGCGCUGUGCCCGGCCUGACCUACAGCGCCAUCAACCACUACCCCAGCCCCUCCAAGGCCGUGACCUUUGACCCGCUGCCGGCACUGCGCUCAGAGCACGCGUCUUACUGCAGCUUCAACAGCCUGGGCCACCGCGAGGACGGCAUGCUCGCCCCUGACGACGAGCUCAACGACUCUGACUCGGAGACCUACUGAACCCCCUUCCCCCGCCUCAAGCGCGCGCGUGCGCCUUGUUGACUGACUUGACUCCUUUAAAAAAAUAAAUAAAGUAAACAUAAAUAAAUAAUUAAAUGAA